AUGGCGAUCAACGAAGCAGAACGGCCAAGCCGAACUAGAUUAAGCCGAAAUAUUGAUGGCGCUCGUGAAGAGAAACUGCGAAGUUUAAAGGCGUCAAACUCAGCGUAUCGUGGGGCUAUUACUCGAGUUCAAAAACGGAUAGAACAGUUAAUGACUGAUAGAAGCAAUUAUGAAGAAGUUCAAGCCGAAAAAGCGUCGCUGGAUAAAACGUUUAUGAGUUAUUCAAAAUGCUGUCAAGACAUUAAAGAUUGUUUGUACGAGGACGAAGUCACUGAAUUCCGUGAGAUAGCGAAAGGAUAUACUAACGUUUGCAACGCAAAGGAACAUUUAGAUCGGAAGCUUGGAGAAUGGAUAGCAAUCGCUGAUGUUGAUUUAGAGACGAAUUUUAAAGAACGCUUUGAGCCAAGCGAAUUAACGACGUUUCGAGUGAAUGAACACGAAAGGUUAACAACAUUGAACGAAUUUGCAUACCCAAACAUGCGAAGUGAUGGUCAUGUAGCCUCGGAUAUCGACAGUCGGAGAUCAAGUUUGAAUCGUGUCUCGCCCGGUAUGACGGAAUUGCAAUAUUUCAAGUCAAGAAAUGAGAUGCCUGAAUCCCGACGCAAGGUGGGUAUGAUUCGAAGCACUCAAACAAGUGUAGCAUCUGAAAGUGCGAGUAUUAGAAGAGCGAAAGCUGAACUAGAAAAACAACGAUGUAUGGAGAUGCAAGAGAUUGAACGCCAGCAACAGGCCAUUGAUCAUCAACUAGAAUUGGUGCAAAUUAAGCAAGAAAUGGAAUCGAAGCGUGCUGAGCUACAACGUAGACGUGAACUUAUAGAGCUGGAGAAUGACAUCGGAAGGGCUAAGUUGGAAGAGGAAGCUGAGAAGUUAUCGAUAAAUUACACAAAGUCAGAAGCACGAGAUGAUUCGAGAGCUGAGCCAGCGAAUCAGAAAAUUGGGCUUCGCAGGGAGCUGGCAAGGGAAGACUUAUCGGAGUUCACCAAGCCAUUAAACUCAAAAGUGAUUGAGGAACCUCGACGUGAUUCAUAUAUACGAAAGAUGGAAAAGGUCCAAUCGCAAGACAUUCGAGUUCCUGAUUCUCAUCCGCCGCAGAACGCUCCAGCUAAACAAAACGUCACAUGGUCAAACGAAUCUGUAUCUGAAGUAUCACCUCGGAGAAUCAAGCGAGAGGAAGGGAGUUAUGGUGCUGGUGAAUCUGACCCGUUGUACCGAGUUCUCCAGAGUCAACAAGAAUCAUUAAUCCUGAUGGCUAAUACUCUUGGUUCAUCGAUCAGAAGAGGAUUUGAAAUGCCAAAACGGGUUUGUCUUGGUUUUGACGGGAAUCCUAUGAACUAUCCAAAAUUUAUAGAAAAUUUCAAGACUAACAUUGAAGAAAGGGAACAAGAACCAAGAUCCAGGUUAGCUUAUCUUAUUCAGCUGUGUUCUGGUAUUGCGAAAGAUGCCAUUAGUAACUGUGUGAUGUUGCCUGAUGAAGAAGGAUUCUCGAGGGCUAAAGAAAUACUCCAUAAUUCGUUUGGUCAAAGUCACAUAAUCACGCAUGCGUAUAUCGACAAAGUGACGAAGGGAGGUUUAAUUAGAGACGGUGAUAGUGAGAAGUUAUUACAGCUAGCGCGAGAUAUGGAGAAUUGUCAGAUCAACUUAACUCAACUCAACUCGGCUGCGAGUCUGAAAUUAAUGCUCAAAGCAAUCUUGAGAGAAUCGUUGCACGGCUUGAGAGAAUCGUCGACUCGAAAGGUCUUCGAUGUCAUUCGACCUUAAACACCCGAUGAUCUUGCCCCAACAUCAUCAUGUUACCGAGUUGAUCAUUCGCGACUAUCAUACAAGUGAAGGACAUAUAGGACCUACCCAAGUGUUGGCAAACAUCCGUCAGACAUUUUGGAUUAUCCAUGGUCCUACCGAGGUGCGACGAGUUAUCAAAGGUUGUAUCCAUUGUCAAAAACGAAAUGCAAAACCCGGAGAGCAGAUAAUGGCUCCUCUUCCUGAAGCAAGAAUCACUCCACUGAAUCCGCCGUUCACCUUCGUGGGAGUGGAUUACUUCGGUCCAUUUAUUGUCAGCCAAGGUCGGGCCCAGGUGAAACGAUACGGGUGUUUGUUUACCUGUCUGACGAUGAGGGCAGUACACAUUGAAAUCGCCCAUUCCCUGGAUGCGGAAUCCUUCCUUUGUGCUUUCAGUAGAUUCGCGAGUCGACGUGGACAACCAUCUGACGUCUAUAGUGAUAACGGCACCAACUUUACAGCAGCACAUUCCGCCCUCGAAGAAGAGUUUGAGAAACUUCGCGCCAAAUCUUCCCAGUCAACCAUCACAGAUCGUUUACGAAAGCAAUACAUUCAGUGGCACUUUAAUCCCCCUGCUGCCAGCCACAUGGGUGGCAUUUGGGAGAGGCUUAUUCGCUCGAUUCGACGAAUAUUGAAAGCCUUGUUACAAGGACAGAGAGUGAAUGACGAAUCCUUGGUGACGUUCAUGGCAGAGACGGAGAGAAUUCUGAACGAGCGUCCAUUGACCCGUCAAGAAGAUCAUCCGAAUGACCUUGAACCGUUAACCCCAAACAAGUUACUUCUCCUGCGAUCAGAGCAACCACCUCCUUUGGGAAGUUGGGUAGUCGCCGACAAGUUCUCUAAACGAUGGAGACAAGCUCAACAGCUCGCGAGUGCAUUCUGGAAAAGAUGGGUUAAAGAAUAUUUACCUCUACUCCAGGAACGACAGAAAUGGCUGACAGUAAAGCGAAAUUUACAACCCAAAGAUCUCGUGUUAAUAUUGGACGAGAGAUUGUGUCGAGAACAGUGGCCGCUUGGUAUUGUCGAAGAGGUGUAUCCUGACAAGAAUGGUCGAGUACGACAAGUCCUGGUGCGCACAUCGAAGUCGAAGUUCAAAAGGGACAUUAGGAAAUUAUGUUUAUUGGAAGGAGACUGUUAA
Molecule: messenger RNA, 2914 nt
Organism: Paramuricea clavata
Lineage: Eukaryota; Metazoa; Cnidaria; Anthozoa; Malacalcyonacea; Plexauridae
Source: the annotation of a GenBank genome assembly